AGAGUCGCCUUACGAAUGUGUUAAACGGUACCAUGAGUGCCAGAGAGACGCCCGCGACCAUGGAGACGAAGGAUGACACCGACACAGAACUGCAGGAUCUGCUCUCUGAUAAGACCGCCAGCCGGUUUAAGGUGGCCCGGGUAUCUAUUAGUGACCUGGCCCCGGCCGGGAGAGACCGCGGGGAGGUGACUCGCCUCACGCCCACCAUGGAGCACAACAGUUACGUCUACGACACCCGGAACUCCAAGAGCCUCGCCCAGCUGACGCGGGAGGCGCUGCCGAGGGCAGAACACUACCGGGACAUCAUCCAGGGCAAGCAUGCCUGCAGACCGACCCUGGAGGAGUUACACGAGGCUCGGUUCUUGGAGAAGGCAAAGCGGCGACAGAGCACUUACAGCAUUCUCAGCAGAGAGCACAAAAAGGGGAAAAUCAUCAAGUUUGGAUGGUUGGAGGGAGUUUAUAUGAGAUGUUUGCUCAAUAUCUGGGGUGUGAUGUUGUUCCUACGGCUGUCAUGGGUCAUCGGACAAGCUGGCAUAGUGCAGGGCUUGGUUGUUAUCAUCACUGCCAACAUUGUAACACUCAUCACGGGCGUGUCCAUGUCUGCAGUCAGCACCAAUGGCAGGAUCAGAGCAGGAGGUAUCUACUACAUGAUCUCUCGUUCUCUGGGCCCGGAGUUCGGGGGAGCCAUCGGUCUUAUGUUCACCCUGGCCAACUCUGUGGCUGUCUCCAUGUACAUCGUAGGUUUCUGCGAGUCCAUACAGGAUGUGUUGAGGAUGUUCGGUACUUCCAUAAUCGACAACAGCACCAACGACAUCAGACUCAUCGGGUCUGUCACUCUCAUCGGUAUUCUCGUUCUUGCUUUUGUCGGAAUGGACUGGGUCACUAGGACCCAAAUGUGUCUUUUGGUGGUGCUGCUCUUCUCUCAAAUAGAUUUUGUCAUCGGGACCAUCCUUGGACCCAAGAACAAUGUGGAGAUCGCCAAGGGUUUCACAGGGUACCACUUAGAAGUGUUCAAACAAAAUUUGCAAGCGGACUAUCGCUACUUUGAAGGAGUUGACCACGACUUCUUCUCCGUCUUUUCUGUGUUUUUUCCUGCUGUCACAGGCAUAGUGGCUGGAGCAAACCUUUCUGGGGACCUUAAGGACCCUAGCUCAGCAAUACCCAAGGGUACAUUGUUGGCCAUUGGUACAACGUUCCUCUCAUACAUUGCCUACGCCAUCAUGAUGGGAGGCUGCAUGCUCCGUGAUGCAGUGGGAAAUGUCACACUUGUCAUGGAGUCUGAGGGGUUGCCACGGGCGGAACUUUACGAGCAACUGGGAGACUGCAAUGGCACUUGUAGAUAUGGUCUGCACAAUGAUAACCAGGCUAUGGAGCUAGCCUCGGUCUGGGGUCCUCUGAUCUAUGGGGGGUGCUUCGCUGCCACCCUUUCAUCUGCAAUCGCCAGUCUUGUUGGAGCCCCUAGAGUCUUGCAGGCACUAGCAAAAGACAAACUCUAUCCCAAUAUAGAGUUCUUCGCCAAGGGUUACGGCGCAAACAACGAUCCUGCGAGAGGUUAUAUUCUCGUUUCCUGCAUUGCAUUCGGCUGCAUUCUUAUUGCGCAGCUGAAUGCAAUUGCUCCACUUCUUUCAAAUUUCUUCCUCGCCGCUUAUGCUCUCAUCAACUUUUCUGUGUUCCAUGCCUCAAUAUCCAAGUGUCCGGGAUGGCGGCCGGCUUUUAAGUACUACAAUGCCUGGGUCAGUUUGGUUGGUACUCUGCUCUGUAUUGCUGUAAUGUUCCUCAUCUCCUGGUGGACAGCCCUGGUUACAUUCUUUGUUGUCAUCACUCUCUACCUCUACGUCUCCUACCGUAAACCAGAGGUGAACUGGGGAUCAUCAACACAAGCACAGGCGUACAACUUUGCACUGAAGUCUGCAUUAGACUUGAACCGCGUGCAAGAGCAUGUCAAGAACUAUCGACCGCAACUUCUAGUGUUGUCCGGACUGCCCAGUUCGAGGCCACCACUUAUUGACUUUGCCCAUCUCAUCACCAAGGGCAACAGUCUCCUCAUGUGCGGACAUGUUAUGAAGGGAACUCACUCGCAGCGCGUCUAUGAAGCUAUCAGCCAGAAGGCCUAUCGUUGGUUCGACCAACAUCGGAUAAAAGCCUUCAUCAGCAUCGCGGACGAGGCUAGUGGCAGUUUUGAGACUGCGGCACAAUCCCUCAUGCAAAUCGCAGGACUUGGCAAGCUCAGGCCUAACACAGUACUGAUGGGGUAUAAGAGCGACUGGCAAACAUGUCCUCGUGAAGAAUUAGACCAGUAUUUCAGCUUGAUUCACUCUGCCCUGGACAACUACUUGGCAGUGGCUAUUCUAAGGAUGCCCUAUGGACUGGACUACUCCAGCGUUCUCCAGGAUAAGGAUGUCGAAAUGGUCUCCUCUUUGGACAAGAAAGACGCUGAGGAUAAAAUUCGACGUAACCAAUCCGGUGCGCAACUGUGUGGCCUAGAGGAGAAUCCAGGUCUGACAACAGAGACUAGCCCUGAUGGAGAUACAGAAGGAGAUGGGGACGGUGAUGGAGAAGGGUCGGCAGAUGGUGAUGUGGAGGCUCCAGCUGACUUGUCACCAGUAGAACCGGAGGCUUCCGAGCAGGUUUCCGGGAAAGUGAAGCUGUGGGCAGAGUUAUACAUGAACGUGGAGGGAGAUCCGUUGUCUCCAGCUGUCAUGAAGGAACUCACGCACUUCCGCCGCAAACAGGAGAAGGGUUUUGUUGAUGUCUGGUGGCUCUAUGAUGACGGAGGUCUGACUCUGCUGAUACCUCACAUACUCAGCACCAGAUCUCAGUUUGCUGACUGCAAACUGAGAAUCUUCUCUUUGGCCAACCGCAAGAAUCAGCUUGAUCGUGAUCAGCGGAAUCUGGCCGCUCUUCUCUCCAAGUUCCGCAUCGACUACAGUGACCUCAUCGUAAUACCAGAUAUCACAAAGAAAGCAAGAGAACAGACGAAGAAGGAGUUUGAGAAACUUAUCGAGAACUUCCGUCCACACGAUGAAAACAUUCCUGAGGAAGAAGAGAAGAACUAUGUGAUGGAGUCUGAACUUCUCGUUCUAGCAGAGAAGACGAACAGACACAUGAGACUGCGAGAAUUACUAAUGGAAUACUCACGAGAAUCUACCUUCGUAGUCAUGACUUUGCCGAUGCCACGGAAGGGCACCGUCUCCGCUCCACUCUACCUCGCCUGGCUCGAACUGCUCACUCGAGACAUGCCGCCAUACCUCAUUCUCCGAGGCAACCAGACCUCGGUGCUCACGUACUACUCAUAGCCUCUUCACCAUCCAUCCCAUUCUUCAUCUAGCGUUAGAAUAAACAUAUUUAUUUCCAAA
Homalodisca vitripennis (glassy-winged sharpshooter) is the source of this 3356-nucleotide messenger RNA. RefSeq names its product bumetanide-sensitive sodium-(potassium)-chloride cotransporter-like. Gene Ontology annotation, biological process: potassium ion import across plasma membrane; chloride ion homeostasis; cell volume homeostasis. The record is from RefSeq and is a predicted model, not a curated record. Gene Ontology annotation, molecular function: sodium:potassium:chloride symporter activity. Gene Ontology annotation, cellular component: membrane. Lineage: Eukaryota; Metazoa; Arthropoda; Insecta; Hemiptera; Cicadellidae.